GCCAUAUCAGCAGCGGCAACGGCACUCGCUUCCAAACAAGUAACUGUCAAAAAGCAGCUUUCUUCGAAUUCUUUACUCCCUUCUUCGAAAUUUACAGUUUCUUCGCUGCUUUGUUCUCUUAAGAAAACCAAAGACACGAGGAGCAAUAUUGUGUGAAUACAGAGGUUGUUUUGUUGGAGAAAACUGACGUCAAACAAAGUUUGUUUCCCUGCCCCUUCUUUGAUUUUCCCUGUCUUUGCUUACGUUUGACUGGGAUCGUUUUUUUUAGCUUAGCUGGCUAAAGUUCUAGACUUUGCUGUGAAAGUUGGGAUCUUUUUAGAAUUUCUUGGUUAUAUCUCAUGUGGGUUUUCUUGAAAGUUGGUGCUUAUGCUAUAAAAAAACCGGGUGCCAAAACCCAUUUUGCAUUUUCUUGUGUCAUUUUCUAGAGGGUCCAUAGAAAGAUUUAUUUUUUAUUUUGCUAUCAAAACCCACUUAUAGAUUAAAUCUAUAGUUGGUAUUCUGUUUGCUAGCUGGUUUGCUGAUUUGAGCUUUUGUAUUUGCAUGAGGGAUAGAUUGUUUCAAAAUCCCUUGAGAAUUUAGUUUGUCCAAGAUCAGUGGUCUAAAGAUCACAGUUUUGUAUCUGAAGCUUAGGAUAUAUCACCAAGGUAGGCUUUUGUGGUGGUUUAAGCUUAGGAUAUAUUGGGAUUCUUGGACCUUAUUGUAAUUGAGGGAGAAGAGAAAAUGGUUGAAAAUACAGAAGAAAUGAAUCACACUGUGUAUUCAAAUGGGUCAAUUCAGAACCUGAAUGGGGUUUUAGAAGAGAAGCUUGAUGAGCUUCGGGCUCUGAUAGGCAAAGCAGAAGGUGAUCCGUUGAGGAUUGUUGGCAUUGGGGCAGGUGCUUGGGGCAGUGUGUUUACUGCUUUAUUGCAAGAUAGUUAUGGUCAUCUAAGAGAUAGGGUACUGAUAAGGAUAUGGAGAAGGCCUGGUAGAUCGGUUGAUAGGUCCACAGCUGAGCAUUUAUUUGAAGUGAUUAAUUCAAGGGAAGAUGUGUUAAGGAGAUUGAUUAGGCGUUGUGCUUAUUUAAAGUAUGUUGAGGCAAGAUUAGGUGAUAGGAUUUUACAUGCAGAUGAGCUUUUGAAAGAUGGAUUUUGCGUGAAUAUGAUAGACACCCCACUUUGCCCAUUGAAGGUUGUGACCAAUUUACAGGAGGCUGUGUGGGAUGCUGACAUUGUUAUUAAUGGAUUGCCAUCAACUGAAACCCAUGAAGUAUUUGAGGAAAUUAGUAGGUAUUGGAAGGAGAGGAUUACAGUGCCUAUUAUCAUCUCUUUGGCAAAAGGUGUAGAGGCUGAGUUGGAGCCCGAGCCACGCAUAAUAACCCCCACCCAAAUGAUCAACCGUGCAACCGGAGUUCCAAUGGAAAACAUUCUCUAUCUUGGAGGACCAAAUAUUGCCUCAGAGAUUUACAACAAGGAAUAUGCCAAUGCUCGGAUUUGUGGAGCAGAAAAGUGGAGGAAACCAUUGGCAAAAUUUUUGAGGCAGCCAAACUUUAUAGUGUGGGAUAAUGGUGAUCUCAUUACUCAUGAAGUCAUGGGUGGUCUAAAGAAUGUCUAUGCUAUUGGAGCUGGAAUGGUAGCAGCUCUAACCAAUGAGAGUGCAACCAGUAAAUCAGUGUACUUUGCACACUGUACAUCAGAGAUGAUUUUUAUUACACAUAUGUUGGCAGAAAAACCUGAAAAACUUGCUGGCCCCUUGUUAGCUGACACUUAUGUAACCUUACUGAAAGGUCGUAAUGCAUGGUAUGGUCAAAAGUUGGCCAAAGGAGAGCUGAGUCUUGAAAUGGGGGACAGCAUCAAGGGCAAAGGAAUGAUUCAGGGUGUUUCUGCAGUGAAAGCAUUUUACGAGCUGCUAAGUCAGUCUGCCUUAAGCGUCCUGCAUCCUGAAGAAAACACACCUGUAGCUCCAGUUGAGCUAUGCCCCAUAUUGAAGAUGCUAUAUGGAAUACUUAUAACAAGGGAGUUUACAGUGCCGGCCAUUCUUCAAGCAUUAAGGGAUGAAACAAUGAACGACCCAAGAGAUCGCAUCGAGAUUGCCCAAACCCGAGUUUACUAUAGACCAUCACUCCUUGGUCAGAAUCCUUGACAGCUAGUGCUCUCUCUCUUUCUCAUGCAGUUUUGUCACUCGUCAGUGGAUGUAAAACUAACGAGUUAGUUUCCACUAGCUAGUUCAUAAGCUUGUAGCUAAAUUCUUAAGAUAAGAAGGCUGUCCUGUGUGUUUGAGUUGGUUGUGGAUUCGAAAUGCCUUCCCAAUUCCUUCAUUUGUUGAACUUCGACUCCAUAGAUGACAAUGAACAGAGACUUGUAAUAUGCUUGUUUGACCAA
This is a messenger RNA of Populus nigra (black poplar), 2357 nucleotides long. RefSeq names its product probable glycerol-3-phosphate dehydrogenase [NAD(+)] 1, cytosolic. Gene Ontology annotation, biological process: glycerol-3-phosphate catabolic process; carbohydrate metabolic process. NCBI's taxonomy places the organism in Eukaryota, Viridiplantae, Streptophyta, Magnoliopsida, Malpighiales, Salicaceae. Bases 721 to 2118 code for a protein of 465 amino acids. Gene Ontology annotation, molecular function: glycerol-3-phosphate dehydrogenase [NAD(P)+] activity; NAD binding. The record is from RefSeq and is a predicted model, not a curated record. The transcript is spliced from 5 exons. Gene Ontology annotation, cellular component: glycerol-3-phosphate dehydrogenase (FAD) complex; cytosol.